Blepharisma stoltei is the source of this 918-nucleotide messenger RNA. NCBI's taxonomy places the organism in Eukaryota, Ciliophora, Heterotrichea, Heterotrichida, Blepharismidae. The record is from the annotation of a GenBank genome assembly.
AUGCUUCAAGAGAACUUUGGAGAAACCAAUAUAGAACGCUAUCAUCGCUUAGAAAAAAUCGGUACAGGAACUUAUGGAGUUGUUUAUAAAGCCGUAGAUCAAGUAACCAACCAGUUUAUCGCAUUAAAAAAAGUCCUGUUCGAUACAGAACCAGAAGGAAUUCCUUCCACUGCUAUAAGGGAGAUCUGUAUACUACGAGAACUUCAAAAUCCUUAUAUAGUCAAUUUGAAAAAUGUGAUUGCUAAUGAUGAUAAGCUCUACCUGGUCUUUGAAUAUGUAGAGCAAGACCUUAAACAAUACUUGGACAGGAUUGCGAAGGACACUGAGGUAGAUAUGAAAAUAGUCAAAAGUUUCCUGUAUCAGCUUUUGCAAGCAAUUAGUUAUUUGCAUUCAAAAAGAAUUUUACAUCGAGAUUUAAAGCCUCAAAACGUCCUUAUUGACAACGCUGGACAUGUGAAAUUAGCUGAUUUUGGCCUUGCAAGGGCUUAUCAAAUCCCUUUAAGACCUUAUACUCAUGAAGUAGUAACACUGUGGUAUAGGCCACCAGAAAUCCUAUUAGGGACUUUGGAAUACUCAUCAGCUGUCGAUAUUUGGUCCUUAGGUGCAAUAUUUGUCGAAUUAAUCACCAAAACUCCAUUAUUUGCAGGAGAUUCUGAGAUUGACCAGUUAUAUAGAAUUUUCAGGACACUUGGGACUCCAAAUGAUAGAAUUUGGCCUGGAGUCUCGAAACUGAGAGACUAUAAGAAGACUUUUCCAAGCUGGCAGCCAGUAAGAUUAGCAACACUAGUGCCACAACUAGAUAGAGAUGGAGUUGAUUUACUAGAAAAAAUGCUCACUUAUGAUCCAAGCAGUCGAAUUACAGCUAAGGAAGCAUUACUGCAUCCUUAUUUUAACGAUGUCGAAGUUCCUGCAUGGUAA